GCUUCCAGACAAGCUGCAGGAAUUCCAGGGAUUACUCCAACUGAAGAAAAAGACGGUAAUCUUCCAGAUAUUGUGAAUAGUGGAAGUUUGCACGAGUUCCUGGUUAAUUUGCAUGAGAGAUACGGGCCUGUGGUCUCCUUCUGGUUUGGCGGGCGCCUUGUGGUUAGUUUGGGCACUGUUGAUGUACUGAAGCAACAUAUCAACCCCAAUAAGACAUUGGACCCUUUUGAAACCAUGCUGAAGUCAUUAUUAAGGUAUCAAUCUGGUGGUGGCAGUGUGAGUGAAAGUCACUUGAGGAAAAAAUUGUAUGAAAAUGGCGUGACUAAUUCUCUGAAGAGUAACUUUGCUCUCCUCCUGAAGCUUUCAGAAGAAUUAUUAGAUAAAUGGCUCUCUUACCCAGAGUCCCAGCACGUGCCCCUCAGCCAGCAUAUGCUUGGUUUUGCUAUGAAGUCUGUUACACAGAUGGUAAUGGGUAGUACAUUUGAAGAUGAUCAGGAAGUUGUUUGCUUCCAGAAGAAUCAUGGCACAGUUUGGUCUGAGAUUGGAAAAGGCUUUCUAGAUGGAUCACUUGAUAAAAAUACAACUCGGAAAAAACAAUAUGAAGAUGCCCUUAUGCAACUGGAGUCUAUUUUAAGGAACAUCAUAAAAGAACGAAAAGGAAGGAACCUCAGUCAACAUGUUUUCAUUGACUCCUUAGUACAGGGGAACCUUAAUGACCAACAGAUCCUAGAAGACAGUAUGAUAUUUUCUCUGGCCAGUUGCAUAAUAACUGCAAAAUUGUGUACCUGGGCAAUCUGUUUUUUAACCACCUCUGAAGAAGUUCAAAAAAAAUUAUAUGAAGAGAUAGACCAAGUUUUUGGGAAUGGUCCUAUUACUCCAGAGAAAAUUGAGCAGCUCAGAUAUUGUCGGCAUGUGCUUUGUGAAACUGUUCGAACUGCCAAACUGACCCCAGUUUCUGCCCGGCUUCAAGAUAUUGAAGGAAAAAUUGACCACUUUAUUAUUCCUAGAGAGACCCUCGUCCUUUAUGCCCUUGGUGUGGUACUUCAGGAUCCUAAUACUUGGCCAUCUCCACAUAGGUUUGAUCCAGAUCGGUUUGAUGAUGAAUUAGUAAUGAAAACUUUUUCCUCACUUGGAUUCUCAGGCACACAGGAGUGUCCAGAGUUGAGGUUUGCAUAUAUGGUGACCACAGUAUUGCUUAGUGUAUUGUUGAAGAGACUGCACCUACUUUCUGUGGAGGGCCAAGUUAUUGAAACAAAGUAUGAACUGGUAACAUCAUCAAGGGAAGAAGCUUGGAUCACUGUCUCAAAGAGAUAUUAAAAUUUUAUACAUUUAAAAUCAUUGUUAAAUUGAUUAAGUAUGAGCUCUAAAAUGAAUAUUCUUGAAGAAAGAAAUUAUUUUGCAGAAGUUGGGGAAUCAUGUUUGUUGAAUAUGCGUAAAAUAGAAACAUAGGCCCGGCGUAGUGAUUCAUGCCUGUAAUCCUUGCACUUUGGAAGGCCGAGGUGAGUGGAUCAUCUGAGGUCAGGAGUUCAAGACCAGCUUGGCCAAUAUGAUGAAACCCCGUCUCUACUAAAAAUAGAAAAAAUUAGCUGGGCAUGGUGGCGCAUACCUGUAAUCCCAGCUACUCAGGAGACUGAGGCAGGAGAAUCGCUUGAACCUGGGAGGUGGAGGUUGCAGUGAGCUGAGAUUGCACCACUGCACUCCAUCCUGGGCAACAAGAACAAAACUCCAUCUCAAAAAAAAAUAGAAACAUAACCCUAAGUCAUUUUUUUACUUCCAUUAAAUCACUUUAAAGGGAAAUAAAAAGGACUUACUACAAUCUUAUUUCUUGGAUUAAUAUUUUUAUACUCUGGCUGUUAGUUUGUGUUUAAAUCAUUGUAUUAGGUUUGAAUAAUCCACUGGGUAAUGUACCUUGCAUUUGCUAUGUUUUUACCUCAUGGCUUACACACAGUUUGAAUGGUUUUGUUUCUGCAUGUGUUUUAUAACACCUCUUCUAAGUAACAAACUGAUAUUGAGGCUUAUCCCUCCAUAUUGCCAGAAACCCUAGCAACACCAUAUUACUCCACUAAUUCUCAUUUGUGAAAAUUAGAAUUCCUUAACUCUCAUGAUAGAAUUUCUAAAUUUGGUAUUUAUUAUUAAGUCAUAUACUAAAUGUAAUGAACUUGUUAUUAAGAAAGAAGAGAGGAGGCUGGGUGUGGUGGCUCAUGCCUGUAAUCCCAGCAUUUUGGGAGGCCAAGGUGGGCACAUCACAAGGUCAGGAGUUCAUGACCAGACUGGCCAACAUGGUGAAACCCUGUCUCUACUAAAAAAUAUAAAAACUAGCUGGGCAUGGUGGCUCAUGCCUGUAAUCCCAGCUACUUGGGAGGCUGAGGUAGGAGAAUUGCUUGAACCAGGACCUGGGAGGCGGAGGUUGCUUUGAGCCUAGAUCAUGCCACUGCACUCCAGCCUGGGCUACAGAGCAACACUCCAUCUCAAAAAAAAGAAAAAGAAAGAGAGGACUAACCAAAAAUCAAAACCACAACCAAAGGAGGAAAAAAAAGAAAGAAAACAAAGAUGGGUGAAACUAUAUGCAAAAUGUAUAACAGAGCUAAUUGCCGUAUUAAAUAUGAAGAGCUCAUACAAAUUGCUAAGAAAAAUAGAUAAUAGACAAAUGAAGCUGGGUGCAGUGGCUCAUGACUUUAAUCUCAGCUCUUGGGAGGCUGAGGUGGGUGGAUCAUUUGAGGUCAGGAGUUUGAGAUUAGCCUGGCCAACAUGAUGAAACCCCAUCUCAGGCCAGGCCUGGUGGCUCAUGCCUGUAAUCCCAGCACUUUGGGAGGCUGAGGCGGGUGGAUCACGGGGUCAAGAGAUUGAGACCAUCCUGGUCAACUAGGUGAAACCCCGUCUCUACUAAAAAUACAAAAAUUAGCUGGGCAUGGUGGCGCGCACCUGUAGUCCUAGCUACUCGAGAGGCUGAGGCAGGAGAAUUGCUUGAACCCAGGAGUCAGAGGUUGCAGUGAGCUGAGAUCGUGCCAUUGCACUCCAGUCUGGGAAACAACAGUGAAACUCCGUCUCAAAAAAAAAGAAGACCAGCUUGGGCAGCAUGGGGAGACCCCAUCUCCACAAAAAUAGAAGAAAAUUACUGAGUAUGGUGGUACACAUGUAGUCCCAGCUAUUCUGGAGGCUGAGGUAGGAAGAUCGUUUGAGCCCAGGAGAGGUCAAGGCUGCAGUGAUUCACGAUCACAUCACUGCACUCCAGACUGGGCAACAGAGCAAAACCUUGUCUCAAAAAAAAAAAGUUGGGGGGGCGGGUGGCUAUUAUAACAAUAUUUUAUGUAUCUUUCAAAAUUACACUUUAGCACUUAUAAAUUAUAUAGCUAAUACUUUAUUGAUAGCAUUGUCCACCUUUUUUGGCUAUACUAUUUAUGAAGGAUCUUUUUUUUCUUUUUCUUUUUGAGACAGAGUUUUGCUCUUGUUGCCCAGGCUUGAGUGCAAUGGUGUGAUCUUGGCUCACUGCAACCUCCACCUUCCAGGUUUAGGUGAUUCUCCUGCCUCAGCCUCCCGAGUACCUGGGAUUACAGUCAUGCACCACCACUCCCGGUUAAUUUUAUAUUUUUAGUAGAGAGAGGGUUUCAUCAUGUUGGCCAGGCUGGUCUCAAAUUCCUGACCUCAGGUGAUCUGCCUGCCUCGGCCUCCCAAAGUGCUGGGAUUAAUUUUAACAGCUGAAUUUCAUUUGUAAUUUUACUUUCAAGAAUGUACUCUAGCCGGGCGCGGUGGCUCACGCCUGUAAUCCCAGCACUUUGGGAGGCCGAGGCCGGUGGAUCACGAGAUCAAGAGAUCGAGACCAUCCUGGUCAACAUGGUGAAACCCCAUCUCUACUAAAAAUACAAAAAAUUAGCUGGGCAUGGUGGCGUGUGCCUGUAAUCCCAGCUACUCGGGAGGCUGAGGCAGGAGAAUUGCCUGAACCCAGGAGGCAGAAGUUGCUGUGAGCCGAGAUCAUGCCAUUGCACUCCAGCUUGGGUAACGAAAGCGAAACUCCAUCUCAAAAAAGAAAAAAGUACUCUAGUAGGCUGAGGCAGGAGGAUCACUUGAGCCCAGGAGUUGGAGACUUCAGUGAGCUGUGAUCACACCACUGCACUCAGCCAAACCUGGGUGAUGAAGUGAGACCUUAUCUCUUAAAAAAAAAAAUCUUAGUUAGUGAGUUAUUUUAUGUCAUUUAUUGGUAGAUAUCUAACAUUUUAGACUUACUCAUUACCGGUUAACAUAGAAUCUAAUUGGAUGCAGCCUUUAUUUUUGAAAAAAAUAUUUAAUUUAUAGAAUAACAAAUUCUAAAACCUUAAGUGAAAUUUAUUCUUAAAUCUAACUCUAUCCGAAAAAAAAAAUUUAUCCCUUCCCACUUAUUUUCUGUGGUUUUGUGUUUAUUGAGCAUCUUCCUUUCUUACCCAAGUACCUUGAAUGUGUUGGAAAUGUAGUAGAAAGUUAGAGUAGGCAGUUGAUAUGUAAACCAAGUGUCAGAUCAGAUGAGAUGAAAGAGGUGGAACUUUAAUGCAAGUGAGAUCUGAUAAACAAUGAUGAAGGCAAACAUAGGGCAGUUGAGCCAAAGUCAGCCAGUUGGCAUAAUUGCCAAUAAAUGAGGCACUGUGUAAUAACUAAUAAUGAUUGGAAUCAAGGAAAAGAGCUUAGAGGAAUCAGCUAAAUUGGUGUGUUUUAUCCAUAGUUAUGUGACUAACAAAGGAUUAGAAAAAUCAUUCUCUAGAUAAUUUUUUAAUAAAACUAUAUAAAAUAAAUUAUUCACCGUUUUUCUUCACAGUAAGAAUGAUAAAAAUAUGUGUUCUUUGUAUUUAUCAAGUGACUCAAAUUUUGGCCACUUCAGUGUCACUGUUGGCUUCUAGAAUGAUUCUAGCAGAACUGAAGGUACUUAACUACCAAAUGGCUUUUUAAUUGAUAUUGAAGUAAGUAAUUUAAGUUUUGUAGCUUUUGGGGUUUUAAAAACUAUUUCACUGAUUUUGAUUUAUAUUCUUUUUGCUAGUUCAGAAGUGUAUUGUUAAGAACAUAAGCACAUAACUUUUUUUCUUUUUCUUUCUUUUUUUUUUUUGAGGCAGACUAUUGUGUGUUGCCCAGGCUAGAGUGCAGUGGCAUGAUCACAGCUUACUGUAGCCUCCACCUCUUGGGCUCUAGCAAUCUUCUUACCUCAGCCUCUGGAGUAGCUGGGACUAUAGGUGCAUACUAUCAUAGCCAGCUAAUUUUUUUUUUUUUUUUUUUUUUGAGAUGGAGUCUUGCACUGUCUCAUGGGCUGGAGUGCAACCUCCAUCUCCUGGGUACAAGUGAUUCUCCUGUCUCAGCCUCCCAAGUAGCUGGAAUUACAGGUGCCUGCCACCAUGCCCAGCUAAUUUUUUGUAUUUUUAGUAGAGACAGGUUUCACUCUCUUGGCCAGGCUGGUCUCAAACUCUUGAUCUCAUGAUACACCUGCCUUGGCCUCCCAAAGUGCUGGGAUUACAGGCAUGAGCCACCGCGCUUGGCUAAUUUUUUUUUUUUUUUUGAGUCAGGGUCUCCCUUUGUUGCUCAGGCCCAAGUAAUCCUCCCAUCUGGGCCUCCUGAAGUGUUGAGAUUGCAGAUGUGAGCCACCGCACCUGGUCCACAAAACAUUUUUUUAUGAACUAAGAGCUCUUUCAAACUUGUUAACAAAAUUUAAGGCAGUAUUAAUUCUGUGCAUGUGUUUGGGAAAUUGAAAACUUAAAUGAUGCUCAUUUGGCCCACAAAUGUAUAGUUCCAUUCUUUUAUAUAAAUAGAUUCUUAUUUAUAACCCCUAUGUCAAAAUUUGUUUCUUUUAUCUUAAAAUAGUUUGUGUAAAAAUCUUUACUGCUUUGUUAUGAAAUAAUGUUUAUUAUAGAAAACACAAAAAUGACAAACUCAGUCACUUAUAGUCUCAUUACUUGAAGUUAACCACUGUUAAGAUUCUUUUUUUUUGAGACUGAGUCUUGUUCUCUGUCACCCAGGAAUGCAGUGGCACCAUCUUAGCUCACUGCAACCUCUGCUUUCCAGGUUCAAGUGAUCCUCCCACCUCAGCCUCCCAAGUAGCUGGGAUUACGAGCAUGUGCCACCACACCCAACUAAUAUUUGUAUUUUUAGUACAGAUGGAGUUUCACCAUGUUGGCCAGGCUGGCCUCCAACUCCUAACCUCAAGUGAUCUGCCCACCUCAGCCUCCCAAAGUGCUGGGAUUACAGGUGUGAGCCACCAUACCCACCUCCACUGUUAAGAGUCUAAUGUAGGCUGGGCACAAUGACUCAUGCCUAUAACUCCAGCACUUUAGAAGGCCAAGGUGGCCUGAUCGCUUGAGCUUAGGAGUUUGAAACCAGCCUGGGCAAUGUGGGAAAACCUCGUCUCUAUAAAAAAAAAAAAAAAAACAACAGAAAAACUUAGUCGGGCCCUGUGGCCACCCAUAGUCUCAACUAUUUAGGAGGCUGAGGUGGGGGAAUGGCUUGAGCUCAGGUCAAGGCUGCAGUGAGCCAUGGUAGUUCCACUGCACUCCAGCCUGGUUGACAGAGCAAGACCCUGUCUCAAAAAAAAAAGAUACUGAUAUAGAUAAUUUUUAUGUAUAUGUAAUUUGUACAUAUUAUACAAAAUAUUAUUUGCAUUUAACAUAUUCUGAGGCUGGGUGUGGUUGGCUCACACCUAUAAUCCCAGCACUUUGGGAGGCCGAGGUGGGUGAAUCACCUGAGGUCAGGAGUUUGAGACCAGCCUAACCAACAUGGCGAAACCCCGGCUCUACUGAAUAAAAAGAAAAAUACAAAAAUUAGCCAGGAAUGGUUGUUGGCACCUGUAAUCCCAGCUACUCGGGAGGCUAAGGCAGGAGAAUUCCUUCAACCUGGGAGGCGGAAAUUACAAUGAGCCAAGAUCGCACCAUUGCACUCCAGCCUGGAAGGAAAAAAAAACAUAUUCUGAACCAAUAGUCUUUUCUACAACCAGGACAUUAGUAUUCUAGUCACUCUGAAUGUAGGCACAGAUUUUUGUCAUUCUUUUCUUUUUUUUUUUUUUUUGGAGACAGAGUCUCUCUGCGUUGCCCAGGCUGGAGUCAGGUGGUGUGACUCAGCUCACUGCAAACUCUGCCUCCAGGUUCAAGCAAUUCUCUUGCCUCAGCCUCCUGAGUAGCUGGGAUUACAGGCAUGUGCCACCAUGCCUGGCUAAUUUUGUAUUUGUAGUAGAGAUGCGGUUUCUCCAUGUUGUCAGACUGGUCUUAAACUCCCAACCUCGGGUGACACCAUCUCGGCUUCUCAAAGUGCUGGCAUUACAGGUGUGAGCCAUCGCAUCCAGCCUUUUUUGUUUGUUUGUUUGUUUUGAGACAGAGUCUCACUCUUAUUGCCCAGGCUGGAGUGCAGUGGUGCAAUCUCAGCUCACUACAACCUCUGCCUCUCGGGUUCAAGCGAUUCUCCUGUCUCAGCCUCCCAAUAGCUAGGACUACAGGCAUGUGCCACCAUGCCUGGCUAAUUUUGUAUUUUUAGUAAAGACAGGGUUUCUCCAUGUUGGUCAGGCUGGUCUUGAACUCCUUACAUCAGGUAAUCCACCCACCUAGGCCUCCCAAAGUGCUGGGAUUACAAGUCUGAGCCACUGCACCUGGCGCCCCCCCCACCUUUUUUUUUUGAGAUGGAGGUUUGCUCUUGUCACUAGGCUAGAAUGCAAUGGUGCAAUCUUGGCUCACUGCAACCUCUGCCUUGAGGUUCAAGUAAUUCUGCCUCAGCCUCCCGAGUAACUGGGACUACAGGCACAUGCCACCUUGCCCAGCUAGCUUUUUGUUUUUUGGGGGGCGGGGUUUGGAUUUUUAGUAAAGACGGGAUUUCUCCAUGUUGGUCAGGCUGGUCUCAAACUUCUGACCUCAGGUGAUCCGCUCACCUUGGCCUCCCAAAGUGCUGGGAUUACAGCCAUGAGCCACUAUGCCCGGCCCCAUCCUGUUUCUUCUGUAUCUUAUCACUAAAUGAUCAAGGAACCAGGAAAUGUUUAAAGAUAAGGGUUUUUUAUGAGGUUAGUGAGAGCAUUAUUUCCCACAAUGUCUCAUGAAACACCAUCCUAUAAGAUACUCUGAGAAGUUUCCUUGAUCAUAUUCAUUCUCAGAUUCUCCAUACUAUAUUCUUUCAGAUAUUUAGAAGAUAUAUAUUAAUAUCGGAAGUGCUGAAAAGUCCUACUGUAAAGAAAGUUAUUUUAACUUGGUUAAAUUCUGAAUGUUCCAAAUGUAUUUGAUGAAGGUACUCUUUUUUCCAAUAACAUCUAUGAAACCAAUUCCUGUAAAAUUCAGAUUUCAUAGAAGUUAUCUCUUGUAGAACAGAACCCAUUUUGCCCAACAUGAUAUAGAGACAAAUUUCUUAAACUAUGAAUGGGUCCAGAGAUUCUCUAGUCUAAGAAUGACCAUAGCCUUAAAAGUGAACCACGUGAAUACCAAAUUUUCUCCCUUACUUCCACCUCUCUUCUGCCAGAGCCCAGUGUGUCCUCUAGCUCUACUGAUGCCUAUCCCUGUUCUGAUUUUUCCAUUCCUGCCCAAAGGAAGGAGACCCAUUUGUCAGAUAACAGUUGCCUAUUCAGCGUGUGUGCCAGAUCUUAUGCUACACACUGGAGAUAUAGCAGUGAACAAAACAGACAUGGCAUUAUUACUGUAUUCUCUGUCUUUUCCUGUGCUUCACCCCUGGAGGGAGAACCCCACAAUCUCAUGUCCCAGAGCUUUACCACCUUGAAUCCUCUAACACCCAGAGCUCUCCGGGUCCUGGGUUAUGAAGCAGCUUGAUAUGGUUUGGCUCUGUGUCCCCACCAAAUAUCAUUUUGUAGCUCCUAUAAUGCCCACAUGUUGUGGGAGGGACCCAGUGGGAGAUGACUGAAUCAUGGGGGCGGGUCUUUCCUGUGCUGUUCUCAUGAUAGUGCACGGGUCUCAUGAUAUCUGAUGGUUUUAAAAAUGGGAGUUUCCCUGCACAAGCUCUCUCUGUCUGCUUUCAUCCAUGUAAGAUGUGACUUACACCUCCUUGCCUUCCACCAUGAUUGUAAGGCCUUCCCAGCCAAAUGGAACUGUAAGUCCAAUAACCCUCUUUAUUUUGUAAAUUGCCCAGUCUCGAGUAUGUCUUUAUCAGCAGUGUGAAAACAAACUGUUACAGUAAAUUGGUACCAGUAGAGUGGGGCACUGCUGAAAAGAUACCCAAAAAUGUGGAAGUGACUUUGGAACUGGGUAACAGGCAAUGGUUGGAAUAGUUUGGAGAGCUCAGAGGAAGACAGGAAAACAUGGGAAAGUCUGGAACUCCCUAGAGACUUGUUGAAUGGCUUUGACCAAAAUGCUGACGAUGAUCUGGAUGAGGAAAUCCAGGUUGAGGUGGUCUCAGAUGGAGAUGAGGAACUUGGGAACUGGAGCAAAGAUGACUUUUGCUAUGUCUUAGCAAAGAGACUGGUGGCAUUUGACCCUGCCCUAGAGAUUUGUGGAACUUUGAACUUGAGGGAGAUGAUUUAGGGUAUCUGGUGAAAGAAGUUUCUAAGCAGCAAAGCAUUUAAGAGUUGACUUGGGUGCUGUUAAUGGCAUUCAGUUUUGUAAGGGAAGCAGAGCAUAAAAGUUUGGAAAAUUUGCAGCCUGACAAUGCAAUAGAAAAGAAAAUCCUAUUUUCUGAGGAGAAAUUAAAGCCAGCUGCAGAAAUUUGCAUAAGUAAUGAGGAGCUGAAUGUUAAUCCCCAAGACAAUGGAGAAAAUGCCUCCAAGGCAUGUCAGAUACCUUCACAGUAGCCCCUUCUAUCACAGGCCCAGAGUACUAGGAGGAAAAAGUGGUUUCUGUGGGCUGGGCCCAGGAUCCCUGUGCUGUGUACAGCCUAGGGACUUGGUGCCCUGUGUCCCAGCUGUUCCAGCCAUGGCUGAAAGGGGCCAACAUAGAGGUCAGGCCAUGGCUUCAGAGGGUGCAAGCUCUAAGUCUUGGCAGCUUCCACAUGGUGUUGAGCCUGCAAGGGCACAUCAAAAAUUGGAGUUUGGGAACCUCUGCUUAGAUUUCAGAGGAUGUAUGGAAACUCCUGGAAGUCCAGGAAGAAGUUUGCUGCAGGGGCAGGGCACUCAUGGAGAACUUCUGCUAGGACAGUGCAGAGGGAAAUGUGGGGGCUCUGACCUCAUUGGGGUACUACUUAGUGGAGUUGUGAGAAGAGGGCCACCAUCUUCUAGACAACAGCAUGGUAGAUCCACCAACAGCUUGCACCAUGCAUCUGGAAAAGCCACAGACACUCAAUGCCAGACCAUAAAAGCAACUGAGAGGAAGGCUGUACCCUGCAAAGCCACAGAGGCAGAGUUGCCCAAGGCCAUGGGAACCCACUUUUGCAUCAGCAUGACCUGGGUGUGAGACAUGGAGUCAAAGGAGAUCAUUUUGAAGCUUUAAGAUUUGACUGCUCCACUGUAUUUCAGACUUGCACCUGGCCUGUAGCUCCUUUGUUUUGGCCAAUUUCUCCCAUUUGAAAUGGCUGUAUUUACUCAAUGCCUGUACCACAUUGUAUCUAGGAAGUAACUAACUUGCUUUUGAUUUUAUAGGCUCACAGGUGGAUAGGACUUGCCUUGUCUUGGUUGAGACUUUGGACUGUGGGCUUUUGAGUUAAUGCUGAAAUGAGUUGACUUUGGAGGACUGUUGAUUUUGAAAUAUGAGGACAUAAGAUUUGGGAGGGGGCAGGGGUGGAAUGACAUGGUUUGGCUGUGUCCCCAUCCAAAUUUCAUCUUGAAUUCUCACAUGUUGUGGGAGGGACCUGGUGAAAGUUAAUUGCAUGCUGUUCUUAUGAUAGUAAGUCUUAUGAGAUCUGAUAGUUUUAAAAAAAUCGGAGUUUCCCUGCACAAGCUCUCUUCUCUUGUCUGCUGUCACACAUGGUGGCAGCACUAUGUGUGAUGUGCCUUUUGCCUUCCGCUAUGAUUGUGAGGCCUCCCCAGCCAUGUGAAACUGUAAAUCUAUUAAACCUCUUCCUUUUGUAAAUUGCCCAGCUUUGGGUAUGUCUAUCAGCAGUGUGAAAACGGACUAAUACACAGCUCAAGAACCCUUUGGGUUAGUGGGGGAAAUGAACAUAGGAAGGAACCUGGAGAUAACUACAUGACAAAGGUCACAGGAGACUUCCAUCAUAGGCUAUGGUUGGGGAAGGAGCACAAGGAACUGUUGGGAGUGAAACCAUCACUGUAUUUACUUUCUCCUUUUUUUUUCCUUUCUUCCUUCCCCCUUUCCCUCCCCCAUCCCUCCUUCCCUCCCUUCAUUUCCUCCUCUCCUCCCCUUCCCUUCCCUCCCCUCGUCGCUUCUUGACAGAGCCUCACUCUGUUGCCCAAGCUGGAGCACAGUGGCGCCGUCUUAGUUCACUCCACCCUCUUGCCUCCCAGGCUACAGGCAUGCACUUCCACACUUGGCUAACCUUUAAACUUUUUUGUAGAGACGAUGUCUCACCCUAUUGCCUGGGCUGGUCUCAAACUUCUGGAUUCAAGCAAUCCUCCCACCUUGGCCUCCCAAAGUGCUAUUACAGGCAUGGACAUUUCACUUUGUUUUCAAUGUAUAAGGAAGAUGAUGAAACUAGAUAUCUUAUCAAGGAAUACUUUCAACAUUGAUGCUGAUUAGGAAUACUAGAGAACUUUCAAAGUAAGAAGAAACAAAGCUAAGAAUUAGUUUGGCUAAGUUACCAGGGAAUAUUUAUUAUAGUCAUCCGUAUUAAUUGUUGCUUAAUUAUACUGCAGUACUAGGUGUGUUUGGCUUUCAUAAUUCGUUGCAUAUAUUGCAAGGUCAUCAACUAAUAGCUAAUUGAUUUUUAGAGCUUGAAAGGACCUUGUAGAGAUUGUAUGGACAUAGCCUACUCACAAUUUAAAAUUAUAAAGGGAGAAUGCCCAGGGAUUCUGGGGGUAGAAAGUAACAUUUUUAGGCUUUCAUGUUGCAUUUUUCAUAUAGGGCCUUCUGAAAAUAUGUGCUUAAGUCUAGGCAGCUAUUAUAUUCAUAGGAAUUUUUAAGCUUUCAAGGAAGUGUAGAUUCAGAAGAAAUUUGAAAACAAUUUUUAAAAAAUAUUCUUGAUACAGAACCUUUGAGGGAGAUGCAAAUGUUCUGAAUGCCAAAUUUACUUAGAUUUAAAAAUACAUAUCUUCAAGCAGUUACCAUGACAACCUUUCUUAAUGUGUGUAUAAAUUUUAUCUCUCUCUUUGAGGUUUUUAUAUUUUCCAAUACAGGGUCUAAUUACAAGAAUUGAGCUCUGUGGUAUAUUUAUAUCUGGAUGGUGCCCUGUAGAAAUUAUAUAAUUGAAAAUGCAAAUCAAGCAAUAGGGCAGUUCUAUAGCACAGUGAUGCCACGAAGGUAAAUGUCAUCUUACUCUCUCUGUGAUCAGAGAUUUAUCUGGUUUCAAACCCAAGAUGAAAUUUGGGAUUGAAGUAGAACUGUGAAUCUGUUCUGCUUAUCCUUUUUCAUAUCUAGAAGAUUUACAAGAUGAUCUUAGGAAGUUUGGUACAUUCUGGACCAACUCUCUUGGGUAGCCCUAAAACUGAUCCAGCUUCCUCAGACUCUUCUAAAUCUAAUCAAUAGCUAAUAUCAUAGGAUGUCUCAGAACCAUAAGACUCGUCUCUCUGAUGGCAUGCAUGUGCACACAGAUAAGCCAGGGGCUGCUUUCAGCCUGAGCCCCAGUCUAGCAAGGCUCAGGGGAUACCACUUCACUUCCUUUAACCCAUUUCCAUGCCCAGCCUUCCAAUUAAAACAAAUUAUUUAAUUUACAUAUUCAGAGUAUGAUUUUCUUUUGGUUUCACUUUAUUCUCUAAAGGAGGAAUUUAGGCUGGGCACAGUGGCUCAUGCCAGUAAUCCCAGCACUCAGAGGCCAAAGCAGGAGGAACACUUAAGGCCAGGAGUUGAGACCAGCCUGAGCAACACAGACUCUAUCUCUACAAGAAAAUUAAAUUAGCUGGGUGUGGUGGUGUGUAUCUGUAGUCCCACCUACUUGGGAGGCUGAGUGGGGAGGACUGCUUGAACCCUGGAGGUGGAGAUUGCAGUGAGAUAUGAUCGUGCACCACUGCAAUUCAGCCUAAGGUCUUAUUCUGCAAUUGAGACAGAAUAAGACCCUGUCUCAAAAAUAAAAUUAAAAAGGAAUAAUUUAAAACAAACAAAAAAGGCCAUCUAAGAUAAAAAGAACUGGCUAAAUUAGGAUAAUAUGCUAUUGAUAACAGAGAAAUAGGAUAAUAGUCUCCUAAAAACAAACAAAACACUUGAAAGAUGUCCCACAGUCCAUGUUAUGAUGUUUUUAGUUCAUUUGUAUUUUAAGAGGCACAAUCACUGCUGUCUGUAUAAUUUGUGAGACCUACUUGGGAGAGGAAAUCUCUUCUCAUGGCACUGCCUUUUCAACCUUUGGUGAAUGUGACCCCAAGGAACUGAAAUCUCUUGCACUGGGCCACUUUAUUGACUGGGGUGGGCUCUAGCCCUGCCAAGUCACCUAGUGAACAUACUGUGGUGCUUCCAGCCCAAAGCAGAUUUGACUGUUUUCUUGCUUUUCCUCAAGAUACUGCAAAACAGACUGCUUGUGGGCCCUCUCCAACCUGCACCCAGAUCCUUACUGGAGGCUGAGGGUGACCACAGGGAAAAGUGAACCUCACCUCCGCUCUCCUGCCAAUGUGAUCCAAUGGCUGCUUGGGGCAGAAGGCAAUAGCGGUUGUAGUAGUGAGCAGGGUUGGGGAGAGGGAGGCUGGUUGGUGUCCAGGGCACCAAGGGGCAGGAAGCUAGUCACUGAGAACCUGUAGAGGGAAGCAUGGAGGUGGGCUCCACGUCCCUGGUGCAUGCUCCUCCAUGGUCCCAUUGGACUUAACUUACAAGACACAAAUUCAAAAAUGAAACAAUUAAGAAUUUAGCCAGGUACGACGACUCACGCCUGUAAUCCCAGCACUUUGGGAGACCGAGGUGGGCAGAUCACUAGGUCAGGAGAUCAACAUCAUCCUGGCUAACAUGGUGAAAACCCACCUCUACUAAAAAUUCAAAAAAUUAGCAGAGCGUGGAGGCACAUGCUUGUAGUCCCAGCUACUCAGGAGGCCGAGGCAGGAGAAUCACUUGAACCCAGUGGGGAAGGCUGCAUUGAGCCAAGAUUGCACCACUGCACUCCAGCCUGGGUGAUAGAGCAAGACGCCACCUCAAAAUAAAUAAAUAAAUAAAAUUAAAAGAAUUUAGGCCAAACACAGUGGCUCAUGCCUAUAAUCCCAGCACUUUGGGAGGCUGAGACCAUCCUGGCCAACAUGGUGAAACACCAUCUCUACCAAAAACACAAAAAUUCGUUGAAUGUGGCAGUGUGUGCCUGUAAUCCUAGCUCCUAGGGAGGCUGAGGCAGGAGAAUCUCUUGAACCUGGGAGGCAGAUGUUGCAGUGAGCCAAGGUUGCGCCACUGCACUCCAGCCUAGCAACAGAGCUGGACUCUGUCUCAAAAAAAAAAUUUUUUUUAAGUGCCUUCAAAGCAUUAAACCCCAAGCAUAGUGCCCCUCUGAGCAGUGGAAUUCUGAGCAACUAUAAGGGUUGCAACAACCCAUGGAGCUGGCCCCCGACAUGUCUGACCUUAGAGGGCAUGGUGCUUGUGAUUUGGUGUUUGAGGGCUAUCCUUCUUGGUUGUAUGAUAGUUGUCCUUGCAAAUAUCCGUAAGUGUCUCAUUCAUGAUUUAUCUUUUAGGUGAUUUAAAUCUCUCUAGAAUGUCUUACAAUUCUUUACAACAUAGGCAAGAAUAGAUCCCAAUCUUUGUGUAAAAAAUAAAACGACAAAAAAAAACAAUUUCAUAAUACACAUUUAUUAAAGUUGGAAAAGUAUAUAUAAAUUUUUUGAAACAUGGUCUCACUCUGUUGCUUAGGCUGGAGUGCAGAGGCAUGAUCAUUGCUCACUGUAGCCUCAACCUCCAGGGCUCAAGCGAUCCUCCCACCUCAGCCUCCUGAGUAGCUGGGACCACAGGCUCGAGCCACCAGGCCUGGCCAGUUUUUGUGUUUUUUUGUAGAGAUGAGGUUUCACCAUAUUGUUCAGGCUGGUCUCAAACUCCUGGACUCAAGUAAUUCCCCCCACCAGGUUGGCCUUUUAAAGUGCUGGGAUUACAGGUAUGAGCCAUCACAUGCUGUCAAAAGAAUUCCAAUACACUAAAAAUCUCUUUUCUUAAACCAUUUCACUCAUGAAACUCUACUUUUCUGUAUAUUAACCAUAAUUGCCAAAAAAAUUUCUGCUGGAAGAAAAAUUUCUGCAGGGAAAAUGAUGUUUUCCCCUGAAAUAUCAUUAUAAAACCCUAUGAAAUAUUUCAGUGAUAUGAAUCAUUCACUUAGUCAUAUGGGUAGACAUUUAGAUAAUAGAAGUAGUUAACAGAAAUCUGUGAGAAAUAUAUUGUUAAUUCCUGUGGAGGAGGAAGGAAGAAAUCCUACUGAAAUAUUUUAAGUGUAGUUAAAUUCAGUGUUCCCUGCCAUUUUAAAAUAUCAAGAUUAUUCUGUUCUACUCCAUUCUUUCCAAGGAGAUACAUAAAACAACUUUGAUAAAAUUAUGAAUCAGUUUUUGUUUGCUGUUAACCUAUUCUACAUUCCAUUUCAUGAAAAUAGCAAUUGGUGGCCAAGAAAACCCUUAUUCUUAUCAACCUCAUACUACACAAAUGAGACAUUAUUACCAAGCACCAUAGUAUUCAGUUAGCAAUUUUGUCAACGUAUAACCUCUUUGUUUGCGAUAUUAUUGCAAUGGACAAGAAACUAAUUGUUUUUUAAAAAAUUAGCAAGGUUUGAAAAUCAUACAUAUGAUAGGUCAGUUAAUAUUCAGCAUACAUGUUCUAAUGGUAUUAAUGCAUAAUCACAAAAACUGUUACAUUUCAAACCCUGUAAUUUAUAUUAGUAAAUGAAGGUUAGUGUACUUUUCAGUAAUAAAAACUCAGUUAAUACAUUUUGAAACUUGAAGUUUAAGAAAAUCUUCAGAAUAAUUUAAAACAAAAAUAUGAAUAGGCUAGACACAGUGGCUCAUGCCCGUAGUCCCAGCUACUUGGGAGACUGGGGCAGGAGAAUGAGGCGGACAGAUCACCCAGGAACUUGAGGUUGCAGUGAGCUAAAACAGCACCACUCCACUCCAGCCUGGGUGACAGCAAGACCCUGUCUCUAAAAAAUGAAAAUUUAAAUAUAAAGUAUUUUUAAAAGACAUUUUCUAGGCUGGGUGUGGUGGCUCAAGCCUGUAAUCCCAGCACUUUGGGAGGCCGAGGCAGGUGGAUCACGAGGUCAGGAGAUCGAAACCAUCCUGGUCAACAUGGUGAAACCCCGUCUCUACUAAAAAUACAAAAAAUUAGCUGGGCAUGGUGGCAUGUGCCUGUAAUCCCAGCUAUUCAGGAGGCUGAGGCAGGAGAAUUGCCUGAACGCAGGAGGCGGAGGUUGCGGUGAGCCGACUUCGCGCCAUUGCACUCCAGCCUGGGUAACAAGAGCGAAACUCCGUCUCAAAAAAAAGACAUUUUCUACCCUAUUCUUUCUUUUCCUUUCUUUCUUUCUCUUUCUUCCUUCCUCCCUCCCCCCUCUCCCCUUGCUUCUCUCUUUCUUUCUUUCUUUUGAGAUGGGGUUUCGCUCUGUCACCCAGAGGUGGGAUCAUGGCUCACGGCACCACCUCAACUCCCUGGGCUCAAAUGAUCCUCCUGCCUCAGCCUCCCCAGUAGCAGAGACAACAGGCACAUGCCAGCAAGCCUGGCUAAUUUUUUAUUUUUUGUAGAGACAGGGUUUCACCAUGUUGGUUAGGUUGGUUUCAAACUCCUGGAGUCAAGUGAUCCUCCCACCUCUGCCUCCCAAAGUGUUGGGAUUACAGGCCUGAGCUACCACACUCAGCUGGCUACCCCAUUCUUUUUCUUUUUUGAGAUGGAGUCUCCCUCUGUCACCUAGACUGGAGUGUGGUGGCACAAUCUUGGCUCACUGCAACCUCCACCUUCCAGUUUCAAGCAAUUCUCCUGCCUCAGCCUCCUGAGUAGCUGGGGUUACAAGCGUGAGCCACCAUACCCAGCUAAUUUUUUGUAUUUGUAGUGGAGACAAGGUUUCACCAUGUCAGUCAGGUUGGUCUCAAACUCCUGACCUGAAGUGAUCCACCUGCCUUCAUUUCCCAAAGUGUGGGGAUUGCAGACAUGAGCCACCGUGCCUGGCCUACCCCAUUGUUAUACCUAGAACUACAUUAUGGUGCAUAAUUUCAAAUUUAUACUGUCUACUCUCUUAUGGUUUAAUGUUUAAAAAUUUUAAUCUCUUUAUCUUUUAGGAAGCUCUUUAUUUUGGUAUUGCUGAUAAGAAAACCACUAUACAUUACUAAAUAUUAAAAUAUAAUCCCUUCAGGUUAUGUUCUGGGUGUACAAUAUGUCUUCUCUCUCUCUCUCUUUUUUUUUUUUUUUUUUUGAGACAAGGUCUUGCUGUGUUGCCCAGGCUGGAGUGCAGUGGUGCCAUCAGGAUCAAGGCUCACUGCAGCCUCAACUUACCCAGCUCAAGUGAUCCUCCUGCCUCAGCCUCCCAAGUAGCUGGGACUACAGAUGCAAGCCACCAAUGCCUAGUUAAUUUUUGUAUUUUUUGUAGAGACGGGCUUUUGCCCUAUUGUUCAGGCUGGUCUUAAACUCCUGAGCUCAGUGGAUCUGUCCACCUCGUGAGCCAGCAUGCCUGGCCUCUCUUCUUUAUAAGGGUAAUUUUCAGUCAAGUGUGGUGGCUCACACCCAUAAUUCCAAUACUUUGGGAGGACGAGGUGGGCUGAUUUGCUUGAGCUCCGGAAUUCGAGACCAACCUGGUCAACAUAGUGAGACUCCAUCUCUACAAAAGGAAAAUAAUACAAAAAUUAGUUAGGCUUGAUGGUGUGCACCCUGUAAUGUUAACUACCCUGGAGGCUGAGGCAGCAGAAUAGCUUGAGCCCAGGAAAUAGAGGUUGCAGUGAGCCAUGAUCAACCCACCACACUCCAGCCUGGGUGACACCAGGUCUUGAGCACGAGCCUGUUUCAAGGGAAAAAAAAAAUUUUUUUUGGAGCUUCCAGGUGGAGCUUCCAGGUAUCUGAACAUGUGGAGGUUCCUGGAGGGUAGCAGCCCGGGGAAGGCACAAAAACUCCAUACCCUUCCUUUAUACCUUGCCCUAUGCACCUCUUAUAUGUGAAGAGACCAGGGAUGGGAACACAGAGGAAAGGCCAUAUGAGGACACAGAAAGAAGAUGACCAGUAAGGCCAGAGGAGAGGCCUCAGGAGAAACCCAGACUACCAGCACCUUGAUCCUUGAUCUUGGACUUCCAAGAACUAGAGCUCUAGAACUAGGAUGCAGCAGCUCUACUGGAAGGUCUAUGUGGUGAGGAACUAAAACCAAGAAUGAGGAGCUGAGAUUUCCAUCAAGAAGAUGUGGAUGAGUCAUCUUGGAAGCAGAUUCCCCAGCCCCGUCAAGCCUUCAGAUGAUAGCAUCCCUGGCUGACAUCUGAACUACACUCUCAUGAGUGACUUAGCCACACCACCCAGUGGAGCUGCUCCCAAAUUCCUGAUUCUCAGAAACUGUGUGAGAUAAUCAUUGUUAUCUUUUUCCAAAAAAGGUAGUUUCUUCUUUAAAAAUGUUAUUUAUUUGGGUAGCAGAUAAUAUGAGGGUAUUUUCAUUGAUUUUGUUGGAUAUAAAAUGAUAUUGUAGCCAGGCACCGUGGCUCACACCUGUAAUCCCAGCACUCUGGGAGGGAGAGGCAGGCAGAUCCCCUGAGGUCAGGAAUUCUAGAUCAGCCCGGCCAACAUGCUGAAGCCCCAUCUCUACUAAAAAUAUAAAAAUUAGCUGGGUAUGGUGAUGGGCACCUGUAGUUCCAGCUACUCAGGAGGAUGAGGCACAAAAAUCAUUUGAACCCAGGAGGCAGAGGUUGUAGUGAGCCAAAAUUGUACCAGUGCACUCCAGCCUGGGCAACAGAGUGAGUGAGAUUCGAUCUCAAAAAAAAAAAAAGAUAUUGUGAUUAUGUAGCAAAAUGUCCUUGUUUUUUAGAGAUAUAUACUAAACUAUGUAGGGGUUAUAUGUCCUGAUGACUGUAAUUAUAUUUAAAAUUCUCCAGUAUAAGAAUAAAAUGAGAAGACAAGGUAAAAAUAGAAUACAUUGUUACAUCUAAUUAAUGACUAUUUGUGUAUUCAUUAUAUUAUUCUCCAUAUUUGUAUGUUUGUAGUUUCAUAAUAAAGAGCAAAGGGUGGGUGUGGUGGCUCAUACCUGUAAUCCCAGCCCUUUGAGAGGCCAAGGCAGGAAGAUCACUUGAGCUCAGGAGUUUAAGAAGCCUAGGCAACAUAGCGAGAAUCUGUCUGCAAAAAUACAGGUGUGUGCCUGUAGUUCCAGAUACUUGGAAGGCUUAGGUAGGAGGAUCACUUGAGGCCGGGAGGUCAAGGCUACACUGAGCAAAGAUCAGACCACUGUACUCCAGCCUAGGUGACAAAGUGAGACCUUGUCUCAAAAAACAAAAAUAUUGUGGCCUGGUGCAGUGGCUUAUGCCUGUAAUCCCAGCACUUUGGGAGGCCAAGGCAGGCAGAUCACCUGAGGUCAAGAGUUUGAGAUCAGCCUGGCUUUCAUGGUGAAACUCCAUCUCUACUAAAAAUAGAAAAAUUAGCCAGGUGUGGUGGUGCACACCUGCGAUCCCAGCUACUUGGGGAGGCUGAGGCAUAAGAAUCGCUUGAACCCAGGAAGUGGAGGUUGCAGUGAGCUGAGAGCAUAGCUCCAGCCUCAUCAAUAGAGCAAGACUCCCAUCUCAAAAAUAAAUAGGCCACCCCCCGCCAAAAAAUUGUAUUCAUACAGCUAUAAAGCAUGGAAUGCUAUAUUGCACAGUUGUAUUACAGUGUAAGACUUAAAAAAAAAAAGUUAUUUGGUCCUUUUUUUAAAAAAAAGAAACAGGAUAUCAUUGUUGCCCAGACUAGAGUGCAGUGGCAUGACUGUAGCUCACUGCAGCCUCAAACUUCUGGGUUCAAGUGAUCCUCCCAUCUCAGCCUCCCUAGUAGUGGGGACUAUAGGCAUGUACCACUAUAGCUGGCUAAUUCAAUUUGUGUAAAGACGGGGUCUCACUAUGUUGCAGGGGCUUCUCAAACUCCUGAGUUCAAGGAAUCUGCUAGUAUUGGCCUUCCAAAGUGCUAGGAUUACAGGCAUGAGCCACCACACCUGGCCAGUCACAUCAUUUCUGAUUACAAAACUCUGUAUGCAUUUCUCCGGAGUAUUGUGUAAUAUCUAACAGAUAACUUAAAUCAAGUUGAUGAUAAAAUUACUAAAAAGAAUUCAUCUUGGGUUGCAUUAAUAAAAGUAUCCUUUCUGGGCCAGCACAGUAGCUCAUGCAUAUAAUCCUAGCACUUUGGGAGGCUGAGGCGGGCGGAUUACGAGGUCAGGAGUUUGAGACCAGCCUGGUCAACAUGGUGAAACCCGGUCUCUACUAAUAAUACAAAAAAUUAGCCAGGUGUGGUGGCACGUGCCUGUAAUCCCAGCUACUCAGGAGGCUGAAGCAGGAAAAUCACCUAAACCUGGGAGGCAGAAGUUCCAGUGAGCCAAGAUUGCACCACUGCACUCCAGCCUAGGUGACAGAGUGAGACUGUCUCAAAAAAAAAAAAAAAAAGUCUCCUUUCUAGUUUGGGGAGAUAAAACUCUCAGUGGACUUGUAAAAAAUAAUCCAUGUUUGGUUGGGCACGGUGGUUUACACCUGUAAUCCCAGCACUUUGGGAGGCUGAGAUGGGCCGAUCACUAGGUCAAGAGAUUGAGACCAUCCUGGACAACAUGGUGAAACCCUGUCUCUACUAAAAUACAAAAAAUUAGCUGGGCGUGGUGGUGCGCACCUGUAGUCCCAGCUACUCGGGAGGCUGAGGCAGGAGAAUUGCUUGAAGCUGGGAGGUGGAGGUUGCAGUGAGCUGAGAUCAUGCCACUGCACUCCAGCCUGGCACCUGGAGAAAGAGCAAGACUCUGUCUAAAAAAAAAAAAGAAAGAAAGAAAAAAUAAUCUAUGUUCAUUUUAGAGAAAUUUAGAUGAAUAAAACAAAAAAAACAUACAAUUCUGCCAUUCAGAUUACACACACACACACACACACACACACACUAUACAUUUACAAAUUACCUUUUAGAAAGGGUAUAUCAAAUUAAAUUCAUGAGUAUGUAUAGUUGGUAUUGUCAUUCUUUGUAAUCUUUGUCAAUCUGAUAGGUGAGAAAUGUUUUUAUUUUACUUGCAUUUCUUUGAUUAUUGGGAUAUCAAACCUUUUUUAGUCACAUUUAUCAAUCAUUUGUAUUUCUUAUUUUGUAAAUUUGCCUGUUUAUGUCCUUUUCUCUAUUGGGUAUUCUAAGAACUUUUUAUGUAUUCUUUAUAUAUUAAAAACGUUAACCAUUUAUCAUAAA
Molecule: messenger RNA, 21251 nt
Organism: Callithrix jacchus (white-tufted-ear marmoset)
Lineage: Eukaryota; Metazoa; Chordata; Mammalia; Primates; Cebidae
Source: RefSeq, a predicted model, not a curated record